Molecule: messenger RNA, 5555 nt
Organism: Mercenaria mercenaria
Lineage: Eukaryota; Metazoa; Mollusca; Bivalvia; Venerida; Veneridae
Product: WD repeat-containing protein 6-like
Exons: 6
Coding region: 3002-3754 (250 amino acids)
Biological process (GO): tRNA methylation
Cellular component (GO): cytoplasm
Molecular function (GO): protein binding
Source: RefSeq, a predicted model, not a curated record
UGACUCUCGUGCAAUUAUACCACUAGGUGUGCCCUAUGUUAACUCCUUUUAAAGGCAUAUGCUAGAGUAUCUGUUUAUGAGAUGGGCGAAAUUUUUCCAAAUACCAGAGUUUCUUCAAACUUUGGAUAUUGAAGGACAAUCAUCUAAGAAACAAAGAUAUGCAAUAAAAUUUAUAGGUCGCCAGUAUUGAAAAAGAGUUAUCUGCCCUUGAAAACAGCAUUUUUGGGAAAAAAAUUCGCUGAUCUCAUAUACAGAGACUCUAGUGUACGCCUUAAAAUGACCAUGGUUCUUACUUACAUUGCCUUAUCAACCAGUUUCUUUGUAGAGCAACUAUUUGAAAUUUUUCAAUUAGUAGAGCUAUUGUAAACUCACCUGAGCCAAAGGCUCAUGGUGAGGUUUUGUGACCACUCAAUGUCCGUCGUGCGUUGUCCGUCCGUCAACAUUUUCUAAAAAGUCUUCUUCUUGAAAACCACUGGGCAGAAUUACACCAAACUUCACAGGAAUGAUCCUUGGGUGGCCCCCUUUCAAAUCUUUUCAAAAAAUUGAAUUCCAUGCAGAACUCUGGUUGCCAUGGCAACCGAAAGGAAAAACUUUAAAAAUCUUCUUGUCCAAAACCGCAAGGCAUAUAGCCUUGAUAUUUGGCAGGUGAACUGUGCCCCUGGGGUGAAAACAGGCCCCGUCCCGGGGUCACAAGUUUUACCUAGACUUAUAUAGGAAAAAACUUCUUGUCUAAAACCACAAGACCUAAGCCUUUGAUAAUUGGUAUCUAGCAUUGCCUUGUGGUCUUCUAUCAAAAUUGUUCAAAUUAUAACCCUGGGGUGAAAAGAGGCCCUGCACCGGGGGUCUCAAGUUUUACAUAUACUUAUAUAGGAAAAAACUUUAAAAAUCUUCUUGUCUAAAACUGCAACGCCUAGGCUUUUGAUAUUUGGUUUGUUGCCUUGCCUUGUGUUCCUCUACCAAAAUUGUUCAAAUUAUGCCACUUGGGUGAAAAGAGGCCCUGCCCUUGGGGUCCUGGGGGUCACUUGUUAUAUGAGUUAUAUAGAAAUUGAUACUUAAAAAAUUAUCAGAUCAUAUUUCCUAGACUGCUGAAUUAUAAUUACCUAAUGACCCCAAGUGAUUAGGGGGUCACUUGACUGUGAUCUUGACCUACUGACCUACUUUCUUGUUUUUUAAGAUACAGCCUUGAAAUUUGGAUGACAUGUACAGUUUUGCACACCGAUCUUAAAACUGACUUUCAGUGACCAUGAAUGUGACCUACUGACCUAUUUUCCAAUAUUUUAGCAUCAGUUCGCCAUUUUAAACAUGUUGCUCAUAUUACUCAGGUGAGCGAUUCGGGGUCAUUAUGACCCUCUUGUUUUCACUCUUUCAUCCAUGUCCGCAUCACAAAAGUUUCGCAUGUAAGCAGGACUGGUGUCUUUAAAGGACUAGGCCUAAUGCUUUCUAACUUCAAACAUGUGUAUGUGUAUGUAGUCAUGAGAUGACUUCAAAGGACAAGUUACAUAACUCUAGCUUUUAUUUUGUCAAAGUUAUGCCCCUUUUUAGCUCACCUGAGCACAAAGUGCUCAAAGGUGAGUUUUUGUGAUCACCCUGUGUCCGUCGUCCGUCGUCAGUCGUCCGUCGUCAACAAUUUGACUGUUAACACUCUAGAGGUCACAAUUUUGGCCCAAUCUUAAUGAAACUUGGUCAAAAUAUUAUCCUUAAUAAAAUCUUGGACGAGUUUGAUAUUGGGUUAUCUGGGGUCCAAAACUAGGUCACCAGGUCAAAUCAAAGGAAAAGAUUGUUAACACUCUAGAGCUCACAACUUAUGCCCAAUCUUAAUGAAACUUGUUCAGAAUGUUACCCUCAAUAAAAUCUUGGACGAGUUUGAUAUUGGGUCAUCUAGAAUCAAAAACUAGGUCACCAGGUCAAAUCAAAGGAAAAGCUUGUUAACACUCUAGAGGUCAUAAUUUUGGCCCAAUCUUAAUGAAACUUGGUCAGAAUGUUACCCUCAAUAAAAUCUUGGACGAGUUUGAUAUUGGGUCAUGUGGGGUGAAAAACUAGGUCACCAGGUCAAAUUAAAGGAAAAGCUUGUUAACAGUCUAGAGGUCACAAUUUUGGCCCAUGGUAUGAAUAUAACCCUUGAUAAUAUCUUGGAAAAACUCGACUUUGGAUCAUCUGGGGUCAAAAACUAGGUCACCAGGUCAGAUCAAAGGAAAAGGUUUUUAACACUGUAGAGGCCACAUUUAUGACUCUAUCUUCAUGAAUUUUGGUUAGAAUGGUAAUCUUGAUGGUCUCAAGGUCCAAUUUGAAUCUGGGUCAUGUAGGAUCAAAAACUAGGUCACCAGGUCAAAUCAGAGGAAAAGCUAGUUAACACUGUAGAGGCCACAUUUAUGACCAUAUCUUAAUGAAACUUGGUCAUAAUGUUCAUCUUAAUGAUCUAUAGGUAAAAUUCAAAUCUGGGUCAGGUGGAGGCAAAAGCUAGGUCACUAGGUCAAAUAAAAGGAAAAGCUUGUUAACAUUCUAGAGGCCACAUUUAAGACUGUAUCUUCUAGAAACUUAGUCAGAAUGUUAAUCUUGAUGAUCUUUAGUUCAAAUUUAAAUCUGGGUCAUGUGGGGUCAAAAACUAGGUCAACGGGUCAAAUCGAAGGAAAAGCUAGUUAACACUUUAGAUACCACAUUUAUGACCAUAACUUGGUCAGAAUGUUAAUCUUGAUGAGCUUUAGGUCAGUAGGUCAGGUGAGCGACACAAGGCCUUCAUGGCCCUCUUGUUUAUUUAGAAUUUUAGGUUAAGAUAUUGUAUGUAAGCAGAUUUCUCAAAAACUACUUGGCCUAAUGCUUAUAAACUUCACAAUAUGAUAUCGGCAUCAUGAGUUGACCCAACAUGGCAAGUUACGUAUCUCUAGCUUUUAUUGACAGGAAACAAUUUCAAAUGAUGUUGUGUUUUGGUACACAAGAUAAUAGGCAAGGCCCUUUAAGAAUAGACAAAAAUCAGUGAGAUAUUGAUACUGUUAAUGAUGUUAAAAUGACCUUCACAUUUGUGUUGGCUCCCAGUAAACAUCGCUGGGUUUCCACGGCAACGCUAGCUCAAGAAGGCUCUAGGAUAGUGGCUGGUGAUCGUACUGGCAGUUUGUUCGUGUACAUGUUUGUAGAUGAAAGCAAGACAGGGGAAUUAAUCCAGACGUUUCCCAAGUUUCAUGGCAAAGCAGGUGUUACCUAUGUCUGUUGCCAUGACAACCAAGUAUAUUCUAGUGGACGAGAUGGUAUGUACAGGAUGUUUGUAUGGAAUGAAGACAACCAGCUGGAUUUAUUACACACUAACAGAGUUUGUAAAAGUUUUGAGUGGUUGGAAAAGUUGGAGUUUACAGAAGAGGAAGAUAUACAGAUACAUGGAUUUUACACGAACAUGUUUAUGAUUUGGAGUGUGAGGCAGAACCAAAUGUUGCUGGAAAUAGAGUGUGGUGGAGGACACAGAGCAUGGGACUACUGUUGCCAUGGAAACAGUGCCACCUUUGUGUAUGUCAAAACUAGAGAGGUCAAGGUCACUAAUAUAGAGAUGAGGUCAAAUCAGGUUAUUGUUAAGAAAUGUUUACAUGGAAGAGAGUUAUGUGAUUCCAAACAUAUCUGUUCAGGAAUUGACAGUUCAGGCAGACCUGUGAAUGUGAUGGUAACUUGUAUUGAGGAUACCUCAGUUUGUCUGUCUGUGCUCCACCGUAUCCUUGCUCUGUACAAUUUAUUAUUAUUAUUAUACCAGAUUUAUAUAGCGCCCUUUUCAUAAUCAAUUUCACGUUCAAAGGCGCUUUACAUAGUUCAAAUGCAGCCACACAGGGCGCAUAAUUCAUCCUCUACUAGUACAGACACAGAGCGAUCUGACCAGAGGGACAGAGUGAGACAAAGCCCCCAUGACAGAGAGAUCAGAAAUCAGAUACAUGCUUGUCCGGCUAACUUAGCCUAGCUCGUUGCGAAUAGACAGCCUAUUUCUUUAACGUGCCCAGUGUAUAGCACUGAUACACGCAAGGAUUGCCUGGGUUCCUGACCAGUACACCUCUAGUUGUGUGGGAAACACUGAAUAGCGUUUCUGAAAAUUCUCGAGUAGCUGCCGGGGAUCGAACCCCCGACCUCAGGAUUGGAAGGCCAGUGUGCAAACCACUGAGCUAUCCGUCCACCAGUGGUUAGUGUGUUAGCACAUUGUACUUGAAAUUGCUUCAGGGUAACGUAAUGUGAGCUGCACUGUGAGAAUACCAACAUGGUGCCUUUGCGACCAGCAUGGAUCCAGACCAGCCUGCGCAGUCUGGUCAGGAUCCAUGCUGUUUGCUUUCAAACUUAAGCCUAUUGCAAUUAGAGAAACUGUUAGCGAACAGCAUGGAUCCUGACCAGACUGCGCGGAUGCACAGGCUGGUCUGGAUCCAUGCUGGUGGCAACUAUGUUGGUUUUCUCAUGGUGCAGAUCACAGGGUCAUGAGUUUGAUAGCCAGGCAAGGCAUAUGUUCUCUGUGAUGACUUGAUGAAAGACACUUUGUCUGAAGCCAUUUCAUGCUCCACCUUUGAUUUGUGUUGAAAAAUUGUCUGUUACUUGUGGAGAACAGGUUAGUACUGGUACAGAAUCCAGAGCAUUGGUUAGGUUCACUGCCCACCAUUACAUAAUUGAAGUUACACUUUAAAAACAGCGUUAAGCCCGGAACAAACAAAUAAAUGUUCAAUUUAUAAUUUAGUAGUUUACAUUUAAGUUUAGAAGUAUGAAUAUAUGUUUAAGGUAUUUGGAGGUCAAAGGCCUGCAUGCAUACUUUAGACUCAACCAUGUAUUUCAAAUUUUAAUGGAAAUUUUUAUCUAUUGCUAGUAUCUUAUAUGUACAAUUUUGUUUUCUGAGUCUUUCACACUGUUUUUAUCAGUUUAAUGUAGCAUACUUUAAAACAGUUACAGAUUUCUGAAAGAAGAAAAUUUUCAACUAAAGGCGACUUCUUGAAUUAUAUAUAAAAAAUGUCCUUAUUUCGUGACAGAGUUCAUAUAUUCCAUGGGUAAUAUCAUGUAAAAUGUAUGUAUCUCAUAUGACAUGUAAACAGUUCUAGUCAGUCAAGUGUUGUGACCUCUGGAAUGUUCCACCUUAAUAAGACAUCAUAGCUUUGCAAGUUCAUAAUAUGAGCCACGCCAUGAGAAAACCAACAUAAUGUGUUUGCGAGCAGCAUGGAUCCAGACAACCAGUCUGGUAAGGAUCCAUGCUGUUUGCUUCAAAGCCUGUUGCAAUUAGAGAAACUGUUAGCGAACAGCAUGGAUCCUGACCAGACUGUGCAGAUGCGCAGGCUGGUCUGGAUCCAUGCUGGUCGCAAAGCCACUAUGUUGGUUUUCUCAUGGCGCGGCUCAUAUUAUAUUUGAAACAAAUGGGUCAUAUAGGUUGACUGUUGCAGACGUAGAAGCAAGGUAAACUUUUGAAAGUUUACUUAUUAUGGUUUAAUUAUGUCUGUUUCACCAUAUUAUGAUAGAUUCAGUGAAAUUACAUUUUUUUUCUUCAAGUUCAUAUUUUCCUACAAAAUACAUGCAUUCUAAGGUUGCAGUUUGUUUUGAUGUAGUUUUUCUUGACCACA